Molecule: messenger RNA, 546 nt
Organism: Balaenoptera musculus (blue whale)
Lineage: Eukaryota; Metazoa; Chordata; Mammalia; Artiodactyla; Balaenopteridae
Product: transcription initiation factor IIA subunit 2-like
Exons: 2
Coding region: 165-494 (109 amino acids)
Biological process (GO): transcription initiation at RNA polymerase II promoter; RNA polymerase II preinitiation complex assembly
Cellular component (GO): transcription factor TFIIA complex
Molecular function (GO): TBP-class protein binding; RNA polymerase II general transcription initiation factor activity
Source: RefSeq, a predicted model, not a curated record
GCCGCUUUCUCUGCAGCGGCCGGAGAGGUACUCCGGGGAAGUAGGUGUCUCCUGCUGGGUUCCUGGCCGACCCACUUCUUUCGGCUCCGAGGCGGGAAGCGCCUUUUCCACACAGGAUAUCAAUGCAAGCCUGAAUAAGAAAAAGAAUUUCUCCCUCCUAAGCCAUGGCAUAUCAGUUGUACAGAAAUACCACUUUGGGAAACAGUCUUCAGGAGAGCCUCGAUGAGCUUAUACAGUCUCAACAGAUUAUCCCCCAACUUGCCCUUCAAGUUCUACUUCAGUUUGAUAAGGCUAUAAAUUCAGCGUUGGCACAGACGGUCAGGAACAGAGUCAAUUUCAGGGGCUCUCUAAAUACAUACAGAUUCUGCGAUAAUGUGUGGACUUUUGUAUUGAAUGAUGUUGAAUUCAGAGAGGUGACAGAACUUAUUAAAGUGGAUAAAGUGAAAAUUGUAGCCUGUGAUGGUAAAAAUACUGGCUCCAAUACUACAGAAUGAAUAGGAAAAAAAUGGCUUUUUAAUGCCAUCCUGUUAUUGUUCAUCAGUUUUU